CUGGCAGGCUGUAAUUUCUGGUUGACCCGAUCAGAAUCAUUUCGCUCCUGGAAGUUUUGUCGACACUGGAUAAGUGACAAGUAGUUGACACAUAUUCAUCUGAAACACAACCUCUUAUUAUGCUCUGACACGUCAGGCAUCUGGUUGGCUGGCCCUGCUUCCUGUCCGGUAAGGCCUGCCCCUGUGGAGGCACUAGCAUGCAGUUCCUCUGUGUGUCCAUGGGGUGGAGCUGCUGAGCCAUGGAUGACUUCACUACCAAUGAUUUCACCACCAGAACAUAUGGCACCAGCGGCCUUGACAACAGACUGCUGUUUGGAGAAACCUCUGCUCGGGACAGAGCCGUCAACCUGGUGGUGGGAGGACUGACAUCCCUGCUCGUUGCAGUAACAGUGAUCAGUUCAUUCGUGUUCCCCUCGUUGCCUCCCUGGCCACUCAACGUCUUUUUGGCUUUCUGUAUCCUGCUGACCUGCGGCUCGGCCAUGGUGCUGAUUGUCUGGUACCGGCAGGGGGACUUGGAUCCGAAGUUCAGGAAGUUAAUCUACUACAUGCUGGCCUCCAUCAUGCUGCUGUGUCUCUGUGCUAACCUGUACUUCCACGACGUGGGCAGAGGGACGUGAGACUGGACAUGCCUUACUCACCCUUACAGCCACACACAGUCACUGAUUGGACUAGUGGAACCAGGUGGACUAGUGGAACCAGGUGGACUAGUGGAACCAGGUGGACUAGUGGAACCAGGUGGACUAGUGGAACCAGGUGGACUAGUGGAACCAGGUGGACUAGUGGAACCAGGUGGACUAGUGGAACCAGGUGGACUAGUGGAACCAGGUGGACUAGUGGAACCAGUUAUACCAGGAGGAUGGUAGACCUGCCCAGUACCAGUUCCGGGGGGGGGGGGCACAUUCCACACAAGCACAAAAAGGACAGACAGUUUCCAGACAAGUGACUGUCCACCAAUCAUAGUCAAGUGACUGUUUCUACUCCACCAAUCAAUGGUGCUUCACAGAUCAUCUGACCACAUAGCUCUGCACAGCAAUCACUUUAGGAUUAUUCAGACCAUUUGUUUAUUUUUUAUUUAGUAUUUUAUGCAAUAAAUAAUCAUAUCCUGUCUGGCCUGUGA
Messenger RNA from Salvelinus namaycush (lake trout), 1117 nucleotides. RefSeq names its product transmembrane protein 243, mitochondrial b (gene tmem243b). Bases 240 to 617 code for a protein of 125 amino acids. The record is from RefSeq and is a predicted model, not a curated record. The transcript has 5 exons. Lineage: Eukaryota; Metazoa; Chordata; Actinopteri; Salmoniformes; Salmonidae.